UACCUCCUUUUUUUGAUGAUGGUGAUGCUCCUUGCUGUUCUACACUUUGUUUGCCUACUUUAAUGUGAGUUAUUGGCUUGUUAAUUUGGUUGGUUUUUAAGUGUCUUUCUUUGUCAUCACAAAGGCAAUGUUGCAAACUAGUGCGUUAUCUUAUACUUCUAUGUUCUUAUGAAAUCGCAUCUUUUUUUAGUGUAAUAUUCAUUUGUAAUUGGGGAAAUAAGGAAAAAAUCAAAUAGAUGAAAGAACUAAGUGAAUAAGAUGAAUAGAGAAAAUAAGUUUGUGGAUGACAUGAGAUUAAAAAAGGGGAAUGAGACAUCACCAAAAAAAGGAUUUGGUGCCAAGUAUGAUAAACUUUAAUAGAAAUAUCUGAAAUGGCAUAGGGACAUAGGGAGUAUUAUCAAGACUCUUAUUGAGUGAUUUUAUUCUAGGAGCAUGUAUAAUGUGUGACAUGAUUGUGGCUUAUCAAAUUGUAAUGGUGUAGGAGAUAUAUUUGUUGGAUUAUAUUUGAUGCAAUUAAUUAAAUUUAAGUUACAAUUAUCUAACACUCAAUAAGAGGAUCUCAAGCAUAACAACAAUAUGAACCAAGUUUUUUUUACUUGUCCAAUAAUCCAAUAUUAUUUGUCCAAUUAUAAUAUUUAUCCUUUAGCAAGUAAAUAGUAAUUACUAAAGUGCUGCAUUUAUUUAUUUUAUAAUAUAGUCCUAAUUAUAUUUAUUAAUUGUUGGAAACGUUUUAUGACACAUUUCCUUCAAUAUUCCUCAAUCGGUUAAAGCAAAGAACUCAUUGUGCACUUGAAAUUUGAAAGUAAGUUACAUCUUACUAAAAGUUAGUAUAUAUAGCUGUGUUAAUGACAUAUUAUGUUAUGUGUUAUAAUUUCUUUUUUUUUUAUAUUGUUUUAUGAUUGUGUGAGACCUUUGUAUUUCAUUUGUGUUAGUUAUAUUUGAAAUAUGUUUAAUAUCAUUUUUAGACCUUAUAUAGACUAGUGGCAGAGAAUCCUUUUGUGCACAUAUUCCCCGUUUCAUUUUUCUCAUUCUUUUAUUACAUAUCAUUAGUCGCAAUGCCUCACAUUUGGAAAAUUUGAUAUUAGUUGCAAUAUCUCCAUUUUGUGUAUUCUUUCUAGACUUACUUUCUACUAUAUUCCCCUUGUGCAGUAGAGGACCUAGAAUUUAAAAGAAGGGGUUGCAAAGCUUUCAAUGUAUGUUCCAUAAGUAUAUUUAUUAGGAAUUACGCUAGCUUUCUUCAUAUUUUGGAAAACAAUCAAUAACUUCCUCUAAAUGACCCUUCGAACGAAACGCCUUGAUCAUGAGAUUGAAAGUGUAGACGGGUUGGAUCUAUGUAUGGGCCUCCCCGGGCACGUGCCCCAGGCAAAUUUUUUAAAUUAAAAUUUUUUUUUCGAAUUUCACGGGGUUUGAAACACGAUUUCCUGAAUAGCACGGGCCUAUCCCUUCUCUCUAAUCUUUACUCUAACAAAACCUAAAAAAACUCAUCAUUUAGCCCUUGCCUCAGUCGAAAGUCGAGUGUCGACAGUCCUCUUCUACUCCUCUUUACAAAAAACCCUGAAAAUUGAAAUUACAUUUGGUUAGUUUGAUCUGAUUUAAAUUGUAGUUUUAGUUCAUUUUUAACAUAAAUUUAUUGGUUGAGCUCUAUGAUGAUUCUCAAAACUAUUGAAUUAUUCAGAAGGAUAACAAUUACGCCUAAAAAGCUGGUUUUUUAAUUGUUGGUGAAAAGUUUAUGUCUUUGAUUUAUGUUCAAAGGAGAAAAUGUUAGUUAGAAGAUCAAUAGUGUGUGAAUUGUGAAAGGUUUUAGCUUUUUUCAAUUAAUAGUCAAUUUGUUUUGGGUUUUAACAUAUAUUUCUCAAUUGACAGUACUUAAGCCAAUCAAUUACGCAUAGGUAGAUUGUUAGGUUUUUGUUGAUUUUCCUAUGUAGAUCAACCGAUUGGCCGUUCGUGCACAGUAAGUCAUUGUUUUGGUUGAUGAAUAUUGAAUUGGCUUGAUUUGUUUGCUAUUAACAAGAAUAUGAGCUGUUUAUUGGUGUCUUAUUUUAGAUUUAAAAGUUCUGUGGUGUGGUUUAUGGAACUUUUGAAUGUAGAAGAUGAAAAAUAGUACGAGUCUACAAUUUUUUUCUGGAAAGAUUUUUUUGGUUAAUUAGAAAUAUAUAUUGCUUCUUGGAUGAGCAAUUCUUGGAUGGGAAGACUCUUAUUGAACUUUCUAUAAAACAUGUUGAGACAAAGAAGCAUGAAAUUGAUUCAGAUGUCUACAAGCUGUUGAAAUUGGUAUUGCUUCUUCCAAUGAUGACAGCGAGUCUCGAAAGAUCAUUUUUCGGAAUGAAUCAUAUUUUAGUUGUUAAUUAUACAAAUGAAAUUCUGUCAAAAUUUCGUCUAUUCAUUGGUGCCCCAGUGGACUCCGAAUCCAGGAUCCGCCACUGAGUGUAGAUGUUGGGGGUUCAAACUCAUCCUCAUGUAUUGUUGGUAUGUAGCCACUUCCAUGUCAAGCUUCCCCUUCUUAUACAAGGCAAAAAACUUUGCCUUUAUAUUUGAAACAAAACGUCAAUAGAUUCAUCAAACAUACCCAUACUUGCAUAGGCCUUGACUAGGGCAUCAAUAUCUUUAACCUUUAAAUUAGUCCUUUCGACCUUAAAGCUCUCCAAAAAAAACUUUCAGAAACUCUAAUGCUUUGUUCGUCAUCACGUCCAUCACGCCCACCAUCAGUCUAUCUUUACUGCUCGGAUGCUGCCCGCAUUGCCAAUGUACAACCACCAUUCAUCCACGCCGCCGACCACCAUCUGUUCAUGUCUCCGCCCUCCACAUUGAUGAAUGUGUUGAAGAUAGUAAAAUGGUUAUAUGAUUAUGGGUGUGGAAGACAUCAACUAAAUCUGGUUUCACGUAUUAUGUUCUCUUCUGGAGCAGUUGAAGCUUUCAACUGCUCCUAUAAGCUCCACUGCCUGCUGUGUAGAAGAGCAGUCUCUGGUAGAUAUUUGAGCAAUUGUCUCUUUACUCGCCACAGUUCUGCUUUUGCAGAUGUCCAGUUGUGUCCUCGGUCAACGGAUUCCAGUUCUGAUGCACUUACAUUUUCCUCUGCUCGUAGAAGUGGUGAUGGUUAUAGCUAUAUUGAUUUUGAGGAUCCUUGGCAUAAAUUAUCCUCCUAUGGGGUCAUUGAUAUCCCGAAGAACUUUAAAAGGGAGCCAACUCAAGAACAUAGGUUUCAACAUAAUGUGAAUAUUUAUGUCUCAAUCACUAAAAGAUUGUGCAGUCGGGGUUCUACUAGAAAAUUGGAAGCUUUAUUUUUGGAUGUUAUUAAGUCAAAUAAGGAAGAACUGGGCUUUGAUAUUCCAGAAUUCUUGGAUAUUUUUUUGGAGAACCUUGAGCUUGAAAGGACUAAUUCAAUGGUUAAAGUAGCUGAUGUCUUAGUCAAGGUCUAUGUCAGUAUGGGUAUGUUUGAUCAAUGUAUUGAUGUUUUGUUUCAAACACAAAGGCAUGGUAUAUUGCCUAGUAUAUUAACAUGUAACUAUCUUUUGAACCAGUUGAUUCAACAGGAUAAGCUUGACAUGGCAGUGGCUACAUACCAACAAUUGAAGAGGAUGGGUUUGAACCCCAACAUCUACACUUACAAUCUCAUGAUCAAGGCCUUUUGUAGGAUGGGUCAUUUAAAGGAAGCAGUUAAUUUUUUUCUGGAGAUGGAGAAAGCUGGCGUAAUUCCUAAUGAAUAUUCAUAUACGACCUACAUUGAAGCACUUUGCUCAUUUAACAAAUCAGAUGCAGCUUAUGAACUGCUUAAAGCUUGUAGGGAUUCUGGUGUUAUUUCUUACGGUUUUUCUUAUGAGGUUGUGGUUCAGGGCUUCUGCAAUGAGAAUAAAUUGAGUGAAGCUGAGACUGUUUUGCUCGACAUGGAGAAUCAAGGUUUGACCCCAAAUGUGAAUUGCUUUGGUCCCUUAAUUCACGCAUAUUGUAAGAGAGGAAAAAUUCUAAACGCAUUUUCCCUUGAAAGUCACAUGCUGUCUAAAGGUGUGAAAUUAAAUUGUGUUAUUGUGAGUUAUAUUCUUCAAUGCCUAUGCUUGAUGAGAUCUUUUACCGAGGUUCUCAAUCGUUUCAAAACAUACAGAGACACAGGGAUUUUUCUUGAUGAAAUUUGUUAUAACAUUGUGGUUGAUGCAAUGUGUAAAUUGGGCAGAGUUGAAGAAGGCUUGGAGCUUAUUGUAGAGAUGAAGCACAAAAACUUGGCCCCAGAUGUGAAACAUUAUUCAACUCUAAUAAAUGGCUAUUGUCUUAAGGGAAAACUACUUGAGGCUUGUGAUGUUUUUAAAGAUAUGAAGACUAAUGGUAUUGAGCCUGAUAUAAUUACUUACCAUAUACUUGCAGGUGGAUUGGCUAGAAAUGGCUAUGAAGAAGAGAUUUUACACUGUCUUGACUACGUGAAGGGCCAAGGGUUGACACCUGACACUGUUAUGCAUAAUAAAAUCAUCGAAGGCCUUUGUAUAGGAGGGAAGGUAAAAGAAGCUGAGAAGUUUUUAUAUAGUUUGGAUAACAAGUGUCCGGACAAUUAUUCUGCUAUGAUUGAUGGCUAUUGUGAAGCAAAACUUGCACGAGAGGCUUUUAGUCUAUUUGUUAAUCUAAAAAAACAUGGAACUCCUUUAAAAAGGAAGACUUCCUUGAAUUUGCUAAGUUGCCUAUGUAUGAAUGGUGAAGUUGAUAGUGCGUUUGUGUUGUUUGAGACAUUUCUGGUCUUAGAAGAUAAUCUUUGCAUUAAAAUUCCCUCAAAGCUUAUGACCGCAUUGUGCAAUUCUGGAGAUAUAGAGAAGGCUAGACGAGUGUUUGACAUUUGGGUUGAUAGAGGUUUUAUUCCUGAUGUUGUAAUGUACACAAUAAUGAUGAAUGGAUACUGCAAGGCAAAUAGUAUUUUGGAAGCUUGGAAGCUUGCAAUUGAAAUGAAAGACAGAGGUAUAGAGCCUGACGUCAUCACUUUAACAGCUCUGCUUGAUGGGUUUUUGAAAUCAAGUUUGAAUAAGUCUGAUUCUGAUUUUAACAUUUCUCUGGGAGAGAAAGCUAAAAAGUUUGAAUCAAUUAUCAGGAGUAAAAUGUCGGAAAUGCAGCUGAAGCCUGAUCUUGCGUGGUAUACUGUGUUGAUUGACAAAUGUUGCAAGGUGAAUGAUAUUGAAGAAGCCAUGGUGCUGUUCCAUGAUCUGAUAGAUAAAGGUCUGCGGCCUGACGUGGUGACAUACACAACACUCCUUUCUGGUUGUUGUAGAGUACGUGAUAAGGAUAGAGCUUUGAUGCUUGUCAAUCUGAUGACUGCACAUGGAUUACAGCCUGAUCAAAUUGCGAAGUCAGCUUUGAAACGUGCUAUAUUCAAUAAUAUUCGUACAGUUUAGGCGCUGAGCUUGCCUGAGCAAGUUGAUGAUCGUUGCAGUUCCAGAUGAGAAAAUCUGAGUCAGGUUCGACGUUGAUCAAAGGUUAGUCAUAGCUAUGUUAGGUUUAGGAACCGUGGUGACAUACACAACACUCCUUUCUGGUUGUUGUAGAGUACAUGAUAAGGAUAGAGCUUUGAUGCUUGUCAAUCUGAUGACUGCACAUGGAUUACAGCCUGAUCAAAUUCCGAAGUCAGUUUUGAAACAUGCUAUAUUCAAUAAUAUUUGUACAGUUUAGGCGCUGAGCUUGCCUGAGCAAGUUGAUGAUCGUUGCAGUUCCAGAUGAGAAAAUCUGAGUCAGGUUCGAUGUUGAUCAAAGGUUAGUCAUAGCUAUGUUAGGUUUAGUUCCUAUAUGCUCCUUCUCUGGCCUCUUUUACUCCCUUGUAAAUAUCUUUUUGAGAUAUAUGUAGUAUUUUGGUGAAAUGAUUGUAGAUUUGAGUGAUCUUUUCUGUAAAAAUAAUAUGUAGGUUUUAUGUGUAUCUUUGAUGAUUCAUUAUUGAUAAAAGUAGUCUGGUAUAAGUUGAGAAGUAAUAUUCCUUAUGAAAAUGCCAAUUAUUGAUAAAAGUAGUCUGGUAUAAGUUGAGAAGUACUAUUCCUUAUGAAGAUGCCAAAUCUGGAGUUAUGGUCAUGGUCAUCGUCAUUGGCCUAGUAUCCCGUAUAAAGUCAGGGUUUGGGUGUGGAAGAGGUAGCGGACAUAUUAUUCUCGAGGAAUGCGCGCAAACAAUUAGCAGUUGGUGUUUGCUUGAAAAUUUGAAAAAAAAAGAUUUUUUAAUAACUUUAAUCAAAAAAUAAGCUUCGGCCAAACUUUAUUCCCAAAAUAAGCGUCUUUGAUCCCAAAGCUAGGCUCGGUAUGUAAUCGCUGUUACUAACAGCGAGUAUAAAGAAAUGGUCAAAAUUUUAGUCAAGUUAUAUGUCGCUGUUACUAACAGCGAAAUAAGGCUUUGACUGGUUAAUGGUCAAGUCGCUGUUAAUAACAGUGACUUUAGGUAGUACUGGUCCAAAAAGACUUCAAAGAAAAUUGAUGGUCUUUACCCACAGAAUGAAUACAUGAGAAUUCAAUUGCCUUUCUUGUUCUCUAUUCUUGUUUCUUU
Messenger RNA from Amaranthus tricolor (Joseph's coat), 6490 nucleotides. RefSeq names its product pentatricopeptide repeat-containing protein At2g26790, mitochondrial. The record is from RefSeq and is a predicted model, not a curated record. Gene Ontology annotation, molecular function: protein binding. The transcript is spliced from 2 exons. Bases 2667 to 5363 code for a protein of 898 amino acids. NCBI's taxonomy places the organism in Eukaryota, Viridiplantae, Streptophyta, Magnoliopsida, Caryophyllales, Amaranthaceae.